This is a messenger RNA of Cryptomeria japonica (Japanese cedar), 1273 nucleotides long. Its product is annotated as xyloglucan endotransglucosylase/hydrolase protein 2. Bases 195 to 1148 code for a protein of 317 amino acids. The transcript is spliced from 4 exons. NCBI's taxonomy places the organism in Eukaryota, Viridiplantae, Streptophyta, Pinopsida, Cupressales, Cupressaceae. Gene Ontology annotation, molecular function: xyloglucan:xyloglucosyl transferase activity; hydrolase activity, hydrolyzing O-glycosyl compounds. Gene Ontology annotation, biological process: xyloglucan metabolic process; cell wall biogenesis. The record is from RefSeq and is a predicted model, not a curated record. Gene Ontology annotation, cellular component: apoplast; cell wall.
UCCACCCACGAUCAAGGCAUUACAACUGUCAUUGCUCAUCCACUACAUCUUAUCAUUGCUUCAUAUAAUUCACCAUUUUCAUGGCCUCCUUGAUACAGAGAUUUUUGUGCAUAUAUACAGUGAUCUAUCAGAAACUUGAAACCAUCCAUUAUAUUCUUCCAACAGAGCUUAAUUGGUGUCUAUAAGAAUAGAACAUGAUGAAUUCUAGUAAACAGAAUUCUCUUUCCUGCUGCUAUACCAAUAUAUUUGUAAUAGUGUUUCUUUUGUUCUUUACAUUUUCUAGUUCUGAAUUGGCUUCUCAGAAUUUUUCAAGCCUGUUUGAUCAGAAUUACAAUGUGACAUGGGGAGGAUAUCAUGUGAGGUAUUUUGACAAAAGAAGAAUUGUUCAGCUUGUCUUAGAUCAGUCUUCUGGAUCAGGAUUUGUUUCCAAAAACAAGUAUCUGUUUGGAAACUUCACCAUGAAAAUGAAGCUCAUUCAUGGAGAUUCUUCAGGCACAGUGACAGCGUACUAUCUAACAACAGGAGAUAUCUCUGGUCACGAUGAAGUAGACUUUGAGUUUCUUGGGGAUAAGAGUGGAAAAUUCUAUAGACUGCAAACAAAUGUUUUUGUAGAUGGGGAGGGUGAGAGGGAGGAAAGAAUGAGGCUUUGGUUUGAUCCCACUACAGAUUUUCAUGAGUAUUCAAUUCUCUGGGAUCCCAACCAGAUACUAUUCAUGGUGGAUAACAAUCCUAUUCGUGUGUUCAAGAACUUACAGAAGAGCAUAGGAGUUCCAUACCCUUCAAUGAAAUCUAUGCAAGUGGUUGCAAGCCUUUGGAAUGGAGAAGACUGGGCAACAAAUGGUGGAAAAGGAAAAAUAAAAUGGAAAUACUCUCCAUUCCAUGUUUCCUUUGUAGGUUUUGAUAUCCAAGGUUGCAUUCAGAACCAAGAUGAAGCAGCAAACAUCAAUACUACUACCUCUAAUUCAACUUCUUGCACAGGUAAUGGUGACAAUUAUCCUUUGACAGGCCCAUACUCUCCUAAGAAGUUGAUAUUAAAUCAGUCAGAGUCUCUUAAACAUGUGAGGAGAUAUUAUAUUACUUAUUCUUAUUGCUCUGAUAAGAUGAGAUUCAACCAUACUCCUCCGGAAUGCUUUUACAAUAGCUUCUAGACUAGGAUGCAACUUUGAUGUACUUGUAUCUCUACUUAUAUAGUCUUAUUCAACUUUGAUGUACUAGGAUGCAACUUUGAUGUACUUGUAUCUCUACUUAUAUAGUCUUAUUCAACUUUGAUGUA